CCCCUGGUGGCACAGGUUGUUCAGGGCUUGCGAGGUGCUGUGGGGGGAGGCGUACACAAAGCAGUUGUCUGGUGGGCAGAUGUGGGUGCUUUAUUUUAAAGCCUGGUAAAAGGCGCGAUAAGAAUAAAACCAAAAAUAGUACAAUAUAGUAGCCCACCUCAAUGCAACAGGAGGCAGCGAGUCGCAGAGUAACAAUAAAUUAGAAUGUGGAGCCUUUAGUGCUCAUCAGAAUUGAGAAGGGGCAGCUGGCUUUCUUGUCACAUCUAACUCAAGGUGGUUUUUCUGCUUCAUUCAUUACGUGGAAGACUAGAAGUUCUAACUGUCCUAAUAGUUGGAAUUUUCCUUUUGUAUCUACAAGUGCGCGGGGGAGGAAUUUUAUCUUUCUUCAAUUAAGAAAAAAGCAAAUACAGGAUUGUAUGUAAAUGUGUUGUCUGGGAAUAUUACUUGUCUUCCCUUCAACCUGUUCAAAUAAGUGAUUUUUAAAAGAGACUUUGCAUUGUAUUAAAUAAAUAAAAAUUUGCUAUGCUGACUUGUCUAAUGAAUCAGAUCCAUGUGGGAAAUAUGCUUAGCUACAACAGCAACAAAUACGGUAUAAAUAGUGCUGCUACAGUGUUCUCCCUUUUCGGUGUAGAGGGUGAAGAAGCUGUGGUUUUCCUCUAGAAAUGCUGUUGAUUUUGUAGGUAAUUUAAAUGAUAUUCUAGCAUGGACACUGUUGCUAGCCAUAGUUGUCAUCUUCUCCAGCAGCUACAUGAACAGCGCAUCCAGGGUCUUCUCUGUGACUGCAUGCUGGUGGUAAAAGGUGUCUGCUUCAAAGCACACAAAAAUGUAUUAGCUGCUUUCAGCCAAUAUUUCAGGACCCUUUUCCAGAAUUCUUCAGGCCAGAAGAAUGAUGUCUUUCACUUGGACAUUAAAAAUGUAGGUGGCAUAGGCCAGAUCUUGGACUUCAUGUACACCUCUCACUUGGAUCUUAGCCAGGACAAUGUACAAGCUAUGUUGGAUAUUGCACAGUGUCUCCAAGUGCAAAAUGUGCUCAACAUUUGCCACACCUUUUUAAAGUCUUCUGCAGCUGUAGAGCAAACAGCCAGCAUGCCUUGUAAUAGCGUAUUUUCGCUGCAGCAUACUUUGACUGCAGAUACAAGCUGUGCCAAUGACAGUUAUGGAACAAACCUAUUGCAUGAAUGCUCGUCUGACACACAAGCUAAUAAAGCCUUGGCUGACCACCAUUCUCACACAUCGCAGUCUGUUAAUCUUCACACACCCUCAAGUGAUGUACAGAAACAACCACAAGACUCCUUAGAUGGCAACUGCACAGAGCUUCCUUUUAAACAACCAAAUUACUAUUAUAAACUACGCAACUUUUACAGUAAACAGUUCUAUAAGCAAAAUGCGUGCUCUAAUCAUGAGAGAGGAGCAGAACAAUCUUUUUCUUACAACACAUCUACAGAAAUAAACACAGUAGAGAGUAAUUCUUGUACUGUCAAUCACUCUGAGUGUAUUCUGGAAACCUCUGAUCAUUUACCAUCAAACUUUCUGGUUCAGUCCGUGAAUGAAGCUGCUUCAGACCAAGAUGCAGAAAGCACACUUAUGCAGCCCACCAAACAGAUGCGGCUGAAAAAGGCAGUACACCUCAAAAAGUUAAAUUUUCUAAGAUCUCAGAAAUCUGCAGAACAGCCACCUGAGCCUAAAAGAGAUGACAGUACAAUAACAAGAGUAAUUGAAUCUGUAAAUGAAAGUACCAUGGACAUGAUAAAUGUUAGAGUUACUGAUGAAAAAGGAGCUGACGAUCUAGUGAAUUCUGAGAAUUUUGAACAAACUGUUGAAAUUGAAAGGUCUCAAGGUCCUUUGGAACAAGAAGGGCAAUCACAGACUCUUCAGUCACAGAGGCAAUAUACUUGUGAAUUAUGUGGGAAGGCUUUUAAACAUCCAAGCAAUUUGGAGCUCCAUAAAAGGUCCCAUACAGGUGAGAAACCUUUUGAAUGUAACAUUUGUGGGAAACACUUCUCACAGGCAGGUAAUCUCCAGACACAUUUGCGUCGACAUUCUGGUGAAAAGCCAUACAUUUGUGAGAUCUGUGGGAAAAGAUUUGCUGCUUCUGGUGAUGUUCAGCGUCAUAUUAUUAUUCAUUCUGGAGAAAAGCCUCAUCUGUGUGAUAUCUGUGGCAGAGGAUUCAGUAACUUCAGUAAUUUAAAGGAGCAUAAAAAGACCCAUACAGCAGAUAAAGUAUUCACCUGUGAUGAAUGUGGGAAGUCAUUCAACAUGCAGCGAAAAUUAGUAAAGCACAGAAUUAGGCAUACUGGAGAGAGACCAUACAGCUGUUCAGCAUGUGGGAAGUGUUUUGCAGGCUCUGGUGACCUGCGUAGGCAUGUGAGGACUCACACAGGAGAAAAACCCUAUACCUGUGAAACUUGUAACAAAUGCUUCACUCGCUCUGCUGUUCUACGGCGCCACAAGAAGAUGCAUUGUAAAGCCCCUGAUGAAGGUCCAAACACACUAGAUGAAUUUACUCAAGGGAUUGAAACAUCUGACCUUGACAAGUCUCAGAGUUCUGACUCUUUUGGCCAAGAAAUGUCUGUUACAUUGUUACCAGUGUCUGUUAAGUUUCCCAUUCGUCCAACUGCAAAUUCAACGGAAUUUGAUAGUUCUGCGGAUUCUUACUGUAAAUUGCGAUCAAUGAUUCAACACCAUGACUCGGCAAACCAACAGAAACUGAAUGUGGAUUCUGCCAAAAUCCCAAAAGCUCAGACACAGCAGACUCCGCCACCACCACCAUAUGCUUAUGCAGAUGUAGAUGUGUCUUCUGCAGAAGAACCCUUACAGUCUGAUAAUAUUCCCAUGAUUCGUUCCUCUGGGGUUAGCUUGGACAGUCAUUGUAAUGAUCCACUAGGCAGUCGAACAUCAUCUGCUGCAUACAAGAAUAAUGAAGGACCGUUCUUCUCCAGCAUGACCCUCUGGGGUUUAGCUAUGAAGACCUUGCAGAAUGAAAGUGAAUUGGAACAAUGAGGGCUCAGGGGACUGUAUCAAAACUUCUUAGAGGCAUUUCAUGCUGAAGUGAUUGUGAUUGCACUGCAGCAUAGAGAUCAGAGCUAGUUUUUAAGCCAACUAGCUUGGAUACUGGUAGAAAUUGAUAUGCAUGCCCAGAACCCAGUGUAGGCUGCCUUUACACCACUCAGCAAAGUUCAGAUCUAGUUUCGGGGACCUUUGUUCUGUGACUGCACUGUGUAGCUCAUGUGUUGCCAUAAUUUACUAAAAUUUUCCAUUUACUAAACUUGUCAUUUAACUUGGUAUUUUUUGCCUGAUAAUGGAGGAGAAGAUGGCCCAAAGCCUAAUUUCACUAGAAGUGUACAAUUCCAAUUGUGGGUCAUUGGAGUUGUAUAAGGGUGUAGAUAGGAAAGGAGGAAAAUACUUAACAAAUCCUUUAGUGAAUCUGAGUUUCAGUAGUGGCUUUCUUACCAGUAGGAUCAUUGGUUUACAUGACUUGAGUAUUGUGAUAUUAAAUGUAAAUGUUAAAUACUGGACAAUAUUUGUGAUAGUGCAAAGUAACUGUAUAUCUAGAAACUUUAUUUUUUUACAAUAAAGGCUUUUUUUAGUAUUUUAUAAACUAUUUUGCACAGCAGAUUGUUUGUACAAGGAAGACCAAGAUCAGGAAAUGCGAAUAAAGGGAAGUUGUUUUACAUUGUA
Messenger RNA from Falco peregrinus (peregrine falcon), 3678 nucleotides. It is a transcript of the gene ZBTB49, whose product is annotated as zinc finger and BTB domain containing 49. Gene Ontology annotation, molecular function: DNA-binding transcription factor activity, RNA polymerase II-specific; protein binding; RNA polymerase II cis-regulatory region sequence-specific DNA binding. Bases 703 to 3000 code for a protein of 765 amino acids. The record is from RefSeq and is a predicted model, not a curated record. The transcript is spliced from 8 exons. Gene Ontology annotation, cellular component: nucleus. Lineage: Eukaryota; Metazoa; Chordata; Aves; Falconiformes; Falconidae. Gene Ontology annotation, biological process: regulation of transcription by RNA polymerase II.